AUGGCCAGCCCCUACGCCCAGGAACUCCAACUUGCAAGCCUAGCAGUGCAACGAGCAGCCCUCAUUACAAGGAAACUCCUCUCAGCUGUCGACAAAGGCGCUCUAGACAAAAGUGAUGCCUCUCCGGUAACAAUUGCCGACUUCGCUGCACAAGCCUCAAUCAUCGCGGCGAUCCACCACGUCUUCCCAAACGACGAGAUCGUUGGUGAAGAAGACGCAGCAGCCCUCCGCGAGAACCCAGUCCUCCUCGAACGAACCUGGGAACUAGCAACCGAAACCCACCUCGAUGAUGAAGCCAGCGAGGCUCUCCUCCACACCCCGCAGACCCGCGAGGAACUCCUAGACCUAAUCGAUCUCGGCGCAAAGGGCAACUGCACCCCCACCAGUCGAACCUGGACCCUGGAUCCCGUGGAUGGCACAGCAACCUUCAUCCGCGGCGGGCAAUACGCUGUCUGUCUCUCCUUAGUAGAGAACGGCCACCAAAAGAUCGGCGUGCUAGGCUGCCCGAACCUACGGGCAUCUGGAUUCGUCGCCGAGACACUCGUCGACCGGGAUGGCCACGGACAGCUCCUUGCCGCAGUAGCCGGCCAUGGUGCAACCAUCCAGCCCAUGGGCCCUGGCGCUCUCCUCUCCUCUAGACCGCUCGAGAAGAUCCCGCAGAUCACAGAUACCUCCGCGGUGCACUUUAUCGAUACGCAGGCUGCCACCACGCAGAACCUAGAAGUCCACGGGCGCGUCGCAGCUAGUCUGGGCGCUCCAUGGCCGAACCCGGUUGACCUGUGGUCAGCGCAAAUGCGUUAUGUUGCCAUUGCAGUGCAGGGCGGGUGUAAUGCCUUCAUUAAGGUGCCGUUGAGUAAAAAGUAUCGGUCCAAGAUCUGGGAUCAUGCAGGUGGCAUGCUUAUUGCACAGGAGUUGGGCUGCGUGAUUUCCGACCUUGAGGGACGUGCUGUGGAUUGUUCACAGGGCCGGACUUUGGCUGGGUGUUAUGGUAUGGUUGUUGCGCCGGCUUCGGUUCAUCAGCGGGUUCUUGAGGCUGUUAGAGUGGCGCGGGGUCUAUAG
Penicillium canescens is the source of this 1059-nucleotide messenger RNA. RefSeq names its product inositol monophosphatase family protein. Bases 1 to 1059 code for a protein of 352 amino acids. Lineage: Eukaryota; Fungi; Ascomycota; Eurotiomycetes; Eurotiales; Aspergillaceae. The transcript has a single exon. Gene Ontology annotation, molecular function: 3'(2'),5'-bisphosphate nucleotidase activity. Gene Ontology annotation, biological process: sulfate assimilation. The record is from RefSeq and is a predicted model, not a curated record.